AUGUUGAUGUCUUUUCUGCAGAGCCAGCCCCUGAUGCGCCCUCAGGUGGCAGAGGGUGGCGCAACGAAUUCUGGUACUUCGCUUUCACGGGACUCUGCAGCCGAGCCGUCAGUCACCAAUUGGAGCUCUUUCACGAGCGCAUUUUCUGUAUUCGCCCAAAAAAUACUGCCAACAAAUUUGCCGGGAUCUGCACCGGACAGUGGUCCAGCGGAAAGUCAUACCUUCGUCAACAGUUUGCAGAGACAGGCGGCGGAAAACAUCAAGAGGUUUCAACGACAGGGAUUGCGCGACUUCGCUUCUGCGCCUGUUCGGGCGGAAGAAUCACCAGAAGUAGAGGUCGAGCCAAACGAUUAUAACAACUGCACAAACCAACCGAAUACUGUCUGCGGCGCACAGUGGCUUCUGCUGUGGACUACGGCAGCCUACGCACCAGAACAACCAACGGACGAGGUAAUAUUCGUGCUUCUUUAGGUUGUUCGGUAUUAAUGUUUAUGUGGAUGUGUACUGCCCCUGUUGUUGAACAAUUCACCGGCCUACUGCAGAAGCCCAAAGAGUACAUUUUUCGGUUUUUCAGGAGAGGAAAGCGCUUCGCACUUUUUUCACGGAGUUUCAAGACCAGUGCAGGGAUAGGAGUUACGCGAAAACGUUGGAGACGUUCGGGGCACCGGAGUGCAGCAGCCGACGGCAGCUCAUGAUGUGGCUUUGCGUGGGACAGAACAAAUUCCGAAAUUUCACGGUACCCUGCCGCUACCAAAGCCUUUUAGAUCGCUGGCGGCACAGAGAUGGAUACCUAUAACUGGUCGCGCAGAUAGCGCAAUGAGUUCUGUGUCGAAUUUUUUUCUCGGGCACGACAUACAUCAUUGCGGAAAGCAUCACACAAAUUCAGGAUUCCUACGAGGAAAGGGAUUGCUUCAAAGCGACUACGACAAAAAAAAAACGCAAUUGAGCGAGAUUGAUCAGCUCGCCCC
Amoebophrya sp. A120 is the source of this 968-nucleotide messenger RNA. The record is from the annotation of a GenBank genome assembly. NCBI's taxonomy places the organism in Eukaryota, Dinophyceae, Syndiniales, Amoebophryaceae.